This is a messenger RNA of Haemonchus placei, 2748 nucleotides long. The record is from the annotation of a GenBank genome assembly. Lineage: Eukaryota; Metazoa; Nematoda; Chromadorea; Rhabditida; Trichostrongylidae.
AUGAAGGAUAUUGGAAGCUUCAACAUUACCAAAUGGGUGCACGAGGACGGACAUAUACGAACGUUUAAACUUGCCGCUGGCGAAAGACCACCCUUCAGUGCAGAGAAUUUUACGCUUAAGUGUUUCGAAACGACGGCUCAUGGUGCGACUCAAGCAGUGCUAGCGAUAUAUCUAUUACAUGAACCUCGACGCAUUUCUGUGGAUCUUGAAUCGAAACCUUCGAUCAUUCUAGGGAGAAGAACAACUGUGGAUAUACUCGAUUCUAAAAACAAGACCCUCAAAUCGUACACGCUUGAAGAUCACACGAAUCAACCACUAAUACAUUAUGUUGACAUAAUCGCUGCGGAGAAGUACUUUGUCAAAGUUUCUGUGAAUUAUACGGAAGACGUCAGAGCUACCAAACUCCUACGAGAUGAAACGCUGGAAAGGUCGAGAAGCGACGAGAUGAAGAGCGUCGAAUUUCCCGCUAUGGGAGUCGCUGCAAACAAAACGGAUAUAACUAAGGAUGCUCUCAAUUUUUCAUACGAAUCCAUUGAUUUUGUGGAGGGUGAUAAUUUAAUCACCUAUUUUGUAAUGCGUAUGGAGUUGUUGAGACCGCUGCGAACAGAAGUAUAUCCGUAUGUAGUUGAAAAGGUUGAAGAACUCAAUUAUGAUGGCACAAGUAGAGACUAUUCAAUAAACGCUUCGUAUUUUGCCGGUUCUAUAUAUGAUAGAUUGAACGUAACUAUUACUCCAGAAGUUGGAGAUUACAAAGGAUCUAGCAAAGAUCUGCUCUUCCCCCUUGAUCAACCGCCUGUCAAGCCACUGACUCGCAGAGCUGGCAGGUUCAAGGCAGUCAUGCCGCUUGAAUGUGCCGAGUUUGUUUCUGGCGAGAGCGAAUGUUUUUGGGAAAUGCUCAUCAAAGAUGACGUAGGAAAGUUGCUCACUCGUCCAAGGAAAUUCCACAAUGGCACAGAGAUCCCAGAAUUGAAGAGCGUUGGAGUUUUCCUAGAUGAGAGCUACACUAAUAAAACCACGUUGUUCUUUUGUUACGUGAAGCCAUCAACAACAUAUGAUGUUCAUAAAUGGACAACAGCUAUCGAAGUGGUCCCGGUUCAAAGUCAUCAACUGAAAGCAAAGUUGACGAUGGAUAUUCUUGAGGAAAGGCCUCGUUAUAUGGUUAUAAAAUGGAGUGUGGACGAUCUCCCGGCAAACAUUUCCGGUAUAAGAAUUUCGGUCGGUAUCUUCGAUGGUGCAGAAAAAUACAAAGAGCUCGAGUCUGGUAUACUCAAAACGACAGGAGUGGUGGAGUAUCAACUUGGGUACGGAGGGCGAGGGCUGAAAGUUCAAGUCGCAGUAAAUUUCACUGACGAUCAUGUAAUUGAGUUUACAGAGGAAAAAAAAAUUAUCGAACCGAUCGAGGAAAUAAAAGUGGUCGAUCUCAAACGCGUUAACAACUCUGAGAAAGAAGACACAAAAGUAACUCUCAAGUGGAAUACAACAGGAGCGCGACCGUUUGAAGCGAAGAAAUUGUUUUACGAAAUAAAGAAACAAAUAUGGCAAAAAGAAUGGACUGAUUAUUCUACAACAGUUCAUAAAGCCGAUACGUCCGGGACUCAAGCUUAUGUGUUCGACAGCGUGAAAUUGCUUCUUAUAUCUCCGAGGUUGCAAGUAACAGUUACUCCGAAAUUUGAUAACUACACUGGAAUCUCUGAUACUAUCAACUUUUCAUUGAAAACUGGUGAUCUGGAAAUAGAUGUACGAGUUGUCAAAUUUGGAACAGGCUUACGGUUGACCUGUAUUGGCUACAAACCAGGACUCGAAUCUCAUUGGGAACGCCAGGAAGAUGGGAAAGACGAUUCGGCAGGGACUACUGAAAAUCGCGAAACUCUACAUAUUGUCGUCGAAAAGGGUCAACUGUACUACAGGUGCUACGUAAAGGAGGACUACUACAAGCAAACUACAGCCAUUUACAUUUUCGGUGUAGAAGGACCUCCUCCUUCUCCUCAGUUGAACCUGCGAAUAGUUAGAUCCAAGCCUUAUAAACUUCACGUAGAUUGGGUGGUGGAUUGGCGCGAGGAAAUUCCGACGAGAAGUUUUAUCCUGACUGUUAAGCAAGAUGAUUCCCAAAAGCUUGAGAAGAAAACCUUGGAAAAGAAAGGUACAAUCUCGACUGAAAUUACCGCUGACAGCGCUAAAAUCACAGUACUUGGAAAUGCUUCCUAUGGAGAAAAUUUGCACAAGACGACCGAAAAAAUAAUCAACAUAGAACCCAUUACGUUAGUGAAUUUUGGAAUGUCAGACGAAGCUAUAGAUACUAUGACGAUAAAUUGGAAAGUCAUGGGAGUUCUACCUGAAGAGGAACCACAAUAUAAAAUCAAGAUCACGUGUGGAAAUGACUAUGAAGAGGAGAAAAUGAUAAAGCAAAACUCUACCGUGGUUCCUAUUAAACGUCGGCCGUACAACUGCGAAUUGAAGGCACAGGCGAUAUUGGAAUCCUACGAAGGACCUAUAGCCACUUACACAGUAAAGUUGGAUGCUAAGGCACUGGACGUGGCACCAACAAACGUGAAGUUCACAACCGCAGGCCCUACAACUAUCAUCGAAUUCGACCCCAUACCUGCAGAAGUAAUGCAGAGGUUUGGCAUAGAUAAAGGGUGUCAGGUGAGUCAUUACUCUCUAUUUUAUUUUAGGCUUCAUUUCUCAUUUGAAACUACUGUACAUGGCCACUCAUAUAGCUUCUUGAAUGGUCACAAAGGAGGCUCAUAG